Molecule: messenger RNA, 2804 nt
Organism: Prionailurus viverrinus (fishing cat)
Lineage: Eukaryota; Metazoa; Chordata; Mammalia; Carnivora; Felidae
Gene: NRBP2
Product: nuclear receptor binding protein 2
Exons: 18
Coding region: 244-1743 (499 amino acids)
Biological process (GO): endoplasmic reticulum to Golgi vesicle-mediated transport; protein phosphorylation; intracellular signal transduction
Cellular component (GO): cytoplasm; endomembrane system
Molecular function (GO): protein serine/threonine kinase activity; ATP binding
Source: RefSeq, a predicted model, not a curated record
CCAUUAGGGCUCCGGCCCCAGGAGGCGGCUCCGGAGCGGCGGGCGGGUUCCACCCCCGGCUGGCCGCGCGCCCGCGCCUCCCAAUUCCCGGAGCAGGGCGCGGGCUCCCGGCGGCAGUCGGCGGCUCCGCUCCCGCCUGGGCGUCUGGGCUCUGGGCCAGGGCGGGCUGGGAGCGGCGGCGGCGGCGGCGGCGGCUCGGGGCCGCGGAUCCCACGGAGGGCGGCGGCCUGGGCCAGCCAAGCCAUGGCGGCUCCGGAGCCGGCGCCGAGGCGGGGCCGGGAGCGGGAGCGGGAGGAUGAGAGCGAGGACGAGAGCGACAUCCUGGAGGAGAGCCCUUGCGGCCGCUGGCAGAAGCGGCGGGAGCAGGUGAACCAGGGGAACAUGCCAGGGGUCCAGAGCACCUUCCUGGCCAUGGACACUGAGGAGGGGGUGGAGGUGGUGUGGAAUGAGUUGCACUUCGGGGACAGGAAGGCUUUCGCAGCCCAUGAGGAGAAGAUCCAGACCAUGUUUGAGCAGCUGGCGCUGGUAGACCACCCCAACAUUGUCAAGCUGCACAAACACUGGCUGGAUGCCUCGGAAGCCCGGGCACGGGUCAUCUUCAUCACCGAGUACGUGUCGUCAGGCAGCCUCAAGCAAUUCCUCAAGAAGACCAAGAAAAACCACAAAGCCAUGAACGCCCGGGCCUGGAAGCGCUGGUGCACACAGAUCCUGUCGGCGCUCAGCUUUCUACACGCCUGCAACCCCCCCAUCACCCACGGGAACCUGACCAGCGACACCAUUUUCAUACAACACAAUGGCCUCAUCAAGAUUGGCUCUGUGUGGCACCGCAUCUUCUCCAAUGCGCUCCCAGAUGAUCUCCGAAGCCCCAUCCGCGUGGAGCGUGAGGAACCACGGAACCUGCACUUCUUCCCACCAGAGUACGGUGAGGUUGCUGAUGGCACUGCCGUGGACAUCUUCUCCUUUGGGAUGUGUGCACUGGAGAUGGCUGUGCUGGAGAUCCAAGCCAAUGGAGACACCCGGGUCACAGAGGAGGCCAUCACUCGCGCCAGGCACUCCCUCAGCGACCCCAACAUGCGGGAGUUCAUCCUCUCCUGCCUGGCCCGGGACCCCAGCCGGCGGCCCUCAGCCCACAACCUGCUCUUCCACCGCGUGCUCUUCGAAGUGCACUCCCUGAAGCUCCUGGCGGCUCACUGCUUCCUCCAGCACCAAUACCUCAUGCCUGAGAACGUGGUGGAGGAAAAGACCAAGGCAGUGGACCUGAAUGCGGUCCUGGCGGAGCUUCCCCGGCCGGCCCGGCCCCCACUGCAGUGGCGGUACUCAGAGGUCUCCUACCUGGAGCUUGACAAAUUCCUGGAGGAUGUCAGGAAUGGGAUCUACCCACUGAUGAACUUUGCCGCUGCCCGACCUCUGGGGCUUCCCCGGGUGCUGGCCCCACCGCCUGAGGAGACCCAGAAGGCCAAGACCCCGACACCGGAACCUUUUGACUCAGAGACCAGAAAGGUGAUCCAGAUGCAAUGCAACCUGGAGAGAAGUGAGGACAAGGCCCGCUGGCAUCUCACUCUGCUUCUGGUGCUGGAGGACCGGCUGCACCGGCAGCUCACUUACGACCUGCUCCCAACGGACAGCGCCCAGGACCUUGCUGCCGAGCUGGUACACUACGGCUUCGUUCACGAGGAUGACCGGACCAAGCUGGCUGCCUUCCUGGAAAGCACCUUCCUCAAGUACCUUGGAGCUCAGCCGUGACCUCCCAACCCCAGCCCCUAGGGACCAGCCCCGGCAGCCCGCAUGGGGAAGCUCAGCAUUGGCCCAGGGUUCAGAGGACCAGGGGCUGUCCUCUGCUUACAUGCUGGGGGCUGAUGACCAAACACCUGCCUUCUACAGCUUCCAAGGAGGCCCUGGAGUGGGGUGGGGAAGGUGGUGGCUUUGGAGCUACAGGGGGACGAUCAGGGGGUUGAAGGAGCCUAGGUUGGGGGUCAGGGGAGUCGUUAGGUCCCACAUGUCCUUAGGAUCAGGAUCCCCCCCCCCCCCCAGCCAGCUUCCACAACUCAGAAUCCCUUCCCGUGUCCACCACUUCCUGGCCAAGAGCUCUCCCCCCACCCCAGGAUAUCUGGCCAGUGAUUGUACCUUCAGCAUGGGGGAGGCUGCCCCCCAGGGAAGCCCAGUGCUGAGGGUGGGGGACCCGUGUCCUGGACAGAUGUCUGGCCAGGGAAAUGCUCCACCCCCUGUUGGAAUCACAGACCCACGUGAGGAACCCCCACAUUAAGCCAGUGGCACCACACCCGCAGACGUCAGGCACAGUGCGGGGCACAGGACAGGGCCACAACCUGGCAGGAGGAGCAGUUGACAGAGAAGUUUCCAGGGGCCCAAGUUCAUAGUUUGAUGUGGCUUCUGCACAGCCCUCCAACCGCUGCCCAGUGCAGACCCGCCAUGGAGCCCCCUUCAGACGUUCCACUGCUCGGAGACAGGGAUCUGCCAGCCCUCUGCAGAUACUCUCUGGUCCCUGCACCCCCCUUCCAAAGGGCUCUUUUCUCUUCCAUUCCCUGGCCUGGACAGGUUGGGCUCAGGCAGAUACCCGCUCUUCACUGUGCCUCCUCUCAAAUCCAUUACCCCCUUUGUUACCUCCCUCACCUCUUCCCAUGGCGGCUGCCUCCCAGGUCCUGAGACUGUCAGCUCCUGAUUCCCCGUCUCUCCCCCUCAACUCCUUCCCACCCCUCAUUGCCCUGGCCUCAUUUCUCCCAGACUGCCUCCCCUCCAUCUUCAAAUGGAGUUAAACAUUCUUAAAUGUUUUAAAUCGCAUGUAUACA